Danio aesculapii is the source of this 1070-nucleotide messenger RNA. RefSeq names its product dynein light chain roadblock-type 2 (gene dynlrb2). Gene Ontology annotation, biological process: microtubule-based movement. The coding region runs from base 36 to 326 and encodes 96 amino acids. The transcript is spliced from 4 exons. Lineage: Eukaryota; Metazoa; Chordata; Actinopteri; Cypriniformes; Danionidae. The record is from RefSeq and is a predicted model, not a curated record. Gene Ontology annotation, cellular component: cytoplasm; centrosome; cytoplasmic dynein complex. Gene Ontology annotation, molecular function: dynein intermediate chain binding.
GGACACACGGCGGAAAAACACCUGAGCUGAGCGACAUGGCUGAAGUCGAGGACACUUUAAAGAGGAUUCAGGCUCAACAUGGUGUUAUUGGGACAAUAGUGGUUAACGGAGAAGGCAUCCCCAUCAGAACAACGCUGGACAACUCGACGUCAGUUCAGUACGCAGGUCUGCUGCAUCAGCUCACCAUGAAGGCCAGGAGUGCAGUUCGAGACAUCGACCCGCAGAACGAGCUCACAUUCCUGCGCAUCAGAUCCAAGAAACACGAGAUCAUGGUGGCUCCAGAUAAAGAAUACCUGCUGAUCGCCAUCCAGAACCCCAGUGAAUAAACAACACCUCCAAUGAAGACAAAGAGAAUGCUGGAGCGCUGUUAGAUGUGGAGGAUCACACAUUGUUGAUAUUAUUACUAUUAUUCAAAUUCUUGCUGUUAUUUGUUUACUUUUACUAUUAUUGUUCUUGAUACUCUUUCUGUUUCUAUUAUUAAUCUGUUAUAAAUAAGACAUUCAUUAAUAUUAAUAGUAAUAACUCUCUCUAUGUGCGUGUGUGUGUGUGAGGCCAAGAAAAUAUUCACAGUAUUUCCUGUAAUUCCUUUUUCUCAUUUAGUUUGGCUGGAAUAAAAAAAGUUUUUAAAUUUUAUGAAACUAUUUUAAACAAUAUUAUACACUAAUUUCAUGCGGCCGCCAUUUUAAAAAACAAAAGUGAGGCUGCGGUGGGAAGAAAUUCAGAAGUAUAGGAUCAUGCUGUGGACUACAAACCUCAUGCUGUUGCCUCGAUUUCAGAAUGCAGAUAUGGUGUAAACAUCAAUUUAAUAACAUUCAUUUAAGUUUAAUUUAAACAAUUAAAAGCAGAUUAGACAGCAAACAAAAUCACAAUCUAUUUAAGAGUAAUACGCUGAAGUUUCCUCCUAGGCUUCAGUUCAUGGCAUCAGGUAAACACCGUGGGGAUGCUUCCCUGCUUCAGCCUAUGUAACCCACUGAGCGAUAAAACAAUGCAGUCCUCUGAAUAUCCUUGUGUUGUCUGUAAUAGUGUUGUUCCGGUACAAAAUUUUUUAAAAACUUCCAUUUUCCACUAAC